GUCAUGGGUUAAAAUUAGAAUCUAGCUGCCGUGACAUUUUGCUCUGUUACAACUGACAGGAAGGGUUUAAUGACUUUAACAAAGCGAUCAAGAUUCAUGACAAAACUCUUACUGUACUGAACUCUCUGGGACAUGGAAAACCAUCUGCGGUUUCAAAUGUUUCUCCUGGAUGUUAAUUAAAAAUCCAGAAAUUGAAGGCAAUUGUCAAUCUAAUGCGGGUUUCCUCUUUUGCUCACGACACUUCUGGAUAUCAUGCCAAAAAGUGAAAAGUGGGUGCUGAGUUUGAAUGCGGAAGAGCUAUGACUGAAACAACUGUUUGUGUUGGCUCAUUUGUGGCUAUUAAAGACCUGUGGGAAGUCAGAAUCCAGAAAAUUACCGAAGAGCUUCGGAAGCAAAAAGAAUUCAGUCAGAAGGCUGCAGGGAGAUUGACAAUUAUUUGGGAAGAGAGGGCCAGUCUGGCCAAGCUGAAAGGCAAAGUAAUCAAUGAAAAUGGAAGGGCUGUUUUAAGGAUUGAGCAGGAAGAAUGGCAGACUUUACCUUCUUGCUUACUGAAACUGAAUUACCUGCAGGAAUGGCAACUUCACAGAACUAAUUUGAUCAAAAUCCCUUACUACGUUGGUCGCUUUCAAAAUCUCAUUGUCCUAGAUCUGUCUCGAAAUUCCAUUGCAGAAAUUCCUAGGGAGAUUGGUCAAUUGUCAAAUCUUCAGGAGUUGAUCCUCAGUUAUAAUAAAAUUAAGUUGGUUCCUAAAGAAUUAGGCAACUGCGCUGGCUUAGAAAGAUUGGAACUGGCAGUAAAUAGAGACAUCUGUGACCUUCCCCAUCAGCUGAGCAAUUUGAAGAAGCUUUCUCACCUAGACCUGAGCAUGAACCGAUUCACUACUUUCCCACCAGUUAUCCUAGAUAUGCCUAACUUGGAGUGGCUAGAUAUGGCGAGCAACAGGCUGAAAGAAAUCCCUGGCAAUAUUGACAAAGCAGAAAACUUACAUACUUUGUGGCUCCAAAGGAAUGAAAUAACCUGCUUGCCUGAAUCCAUUUCUAAUCUUAAGAAUAUGACCACCCUUGUUCUCACCAGCAACAAAUUGCAAGAUAUUCCUGUUUGCCUGAAUGACAUGCUAAACCUAAGAUUUGUCAACUUCAGAGAUAAUCCACUAAAGCUGCAAGUUACACUUCCUCCUUGCGAGAAUCCCGAAGAAGAGGAGGAACAAGAACUCUAUGGAAUUCAAUUCAUGCAUUUAUAUAUUCAAAAGUCACUCAACGGUGAAGAAAAUAUGGAAAGUGAUAUUUCAGGUGCUGCUGAUACCACUGACUGAAGACCAAAAAUAACACCAAGCUGAUUUGGUAUUACAAUUUUUUGGAGCACAUGAGAAACUGUAAUGCAGAUCUGUUGUAAC
Molecule: messenger RNA, 1391 nt
Organism: Notechis scutatus (mainland tiger snake)
Lineage: Eukaryota; Metazoa; Chordata; Lepidosauria; Squamata; Elapidae
Gene: LRRC39
Product: leucine rich repeat containing 39
Cellular component (GO): cytoplasm
Molecular function (GO): protein binding
Source: RefSeq, a predicted model, not a curated record